This is a messenger RNA of Pectinophora gossypiella (pink bollworm), 2535 nucleotides long. Its product is annotated as protein toll-like. Gene Ontology annotation, cellular component: membrane. Bases 257 to 2485 code for a protein of 742 amino acids. The transcript has 10 exons. Gene Ontology annotation, molecular function: protein binding; transmembrane signaling receptor activity. Gene Ontology annotation, biological process: immune response; toll-like receptor signaling pathway. The record is from RefSeq and is a predicted model, not a curated record. Lineage: Eukaryota; Metazoa; Arthropoda; Insecta; Lepidoptera; Gelechiidae.
ACGCGAUGAAGGAAGCAAUGUAAAUGAAACCCGGAAGACAUACAACUUAACAGACAUACCGUAUGUUAAUUUUAAAGGGAACAGCAUAUUUGUCACCGAAAACCGAUUUAGACUAGACUGCAUUUUUACAUCGAAUAUUGAUGAAGCUUUCAAUGGAUUCAACAAAACGAUAUCAUUUAAGGCAAUCGAUAUAAACUAUUGUAUACCACCAAAGAACAAAUCUUACGCCGAUGCAUUGGCUAAAUUUAAUAUUAGCAUGACAAGUUUGGAAAGCCUAUUUCUUUUGUACAAGAUGCCUUCAACUCUGUAUCCAUAUCACUUGACUGGUUUGAACAUCCUGAUUUUGGUAAUAGACAAUGAAGGUUUACCAAACAGCGUUACUUUUGAUGAUGACUUCUUACAACCUCUUAAGACACUGAUCUUCUUUAUGUCAUCGAAUGUAAACCUUCCACCAAUGUCGACAAAUGCAACAAAAAUUGUUUUAAAGAACGGAGUCUCCUUGGGAGACUUCGGUGAAUGUUCUAAACUAACUAUACUAGAACUGAUAGCUUGGGAAGUCAAAAGAGAUGUCAACAACUGGCUGGAGCCUUGUAGACUACUUAAAAGGUUAAGAUUUGAGAAGACAUCAAUAACACAUCUUUAUAGAAUACUACAAGGUUCGAGUCGUAUACCGUCAGUUCGGGAAUUAUCAGUGAAGAACAGUGCACUGUCACAAUUUCCCUUCGACCUACUUUUGGGGUUCAAAAGCCUUGAACACCUAGAUUUGUCUAAUAAUCAUUUGCAAAGCAUUCAAUUUGACGACAUACAGCAUUUGGGAACUUUGAAGAAUCUAACACAUCUUAAUUUAUCACGAAAUAGAUUUUUUACCGCUGGAUUGAAUUACUUUUUGCUGACCGAAGAUUUACUUGCUUUACGCGAAUUGAACAUAUCCAGCAAUCCUAUGAAUGGUUUAUGUGGAUUAAUGAAGUUCGUUAAAGAUGGCAAAGUGCUCCAUAUUACGAAGAUAGAAAGCCUUUCAUUAGCUGAUGCAGGUGUAAAUGAACUAUGUUUUAGUGGACGAUAUAUGCCUCGACUGGAGUAUAUGGACUUGAAAAACAACCAAAUCCGUGAACUUCAGAUCGAAGAGUUACCAUCCACUGAGGCUGAUCACCUAGUAGUAGAAUUACAAGGAAAUCCAAUUUACAAAGCGGCAUUUCAAAAAGAAGAUUACGAAUUGGUACAGAAUAAGACAACAUUAUCUAGAUGGAAAAACACAACGUUUCACCUGGAAUCACAAUUUGAUUGCGACUGCGAAAAUGCGUGGUUCGCUAAAGCCCUUAGAGAGGGACUAAUUUCAGUAACAGGAGCAGUAUGUCCUGUUGGAACAAUGAUAUCGCUGAUACCCGCAAAGUUUUUAGAAUGUACGAAGACGAUCAAGUUUGGUUGUACAUUCCGCCGCGCUUGGAUAGAUGGCGCUGUUAUUGCGAAUUGCAAUGAUGCGUCACUCAAUGCGAUUCCUAUAGAAGACGGGUUGAAAGAGUUAUACAUUGCAAAUAAUAAUAUAGAGAGGAUUCAUAUCGAGGAGCUGCCUGAUUCACUUCAACUACUGGAUAUACGACAAAACCGUGUAUCUCGCGUGGAACCAGAAGUAGCGAAGACCUUGUUUGACAAUUCUCGCCGUUUACUACUAGAUGAUAACCCUCUGCUCUGUGACUGUGAAAAUAAAUACUUUAUUACCAAGUUACAAGAACAUAAAUAUCAGGUGGAGGAUUAUGACAACUUAACUUGCGCAGGCGUUGAUUUAUUGAUUAAUGACGUCGUUCCGGAUGAUCUCUGUUUUGUUUUCCCUGUGCAUAUAGUUGUGCCUGUAACAGUUGCUGUGGCACUUGUCAUACUCUGCUUCAGUCUGUAUCGUAUUUAUGAACACCCUAUCAAGGUCUUCCUAUUCAUCCACGGCUUAUGUUUGUACUGCAUAAAAGAAGACGACAUUGACAGCGACUGUCAUUACGAUGCAUUCAUUGCAUUCAGUCAUCACGACCACGAAUUUGUAGCCCAAGAACUCUUGCCAAAACUAGAUCCUGAUUACAAGAUAUGCGUUCAUUAUCGAGACUGGAUCGUAGGUGAAUGGAUUCCUAAUCAGGUGGAAAACUCCAUACUGCAUUCUCGGAAGACUAUUAUCAUCCUGUCAAAAGACUAUGUUGAGUCCACUUGGGGUAUGUUCGAAUUUCGAAUGGCGCACACUAAUGCAGUUAAAGAAGGUCGAACGCGCAUCAUCAUCGUGGUCCUAGAUGACGUCAUCGAAAGAGAAAUGGCAGCCGAUUUGCGUCAUUUCGUAUCGAAUAAUACGUAUCUGAAGUGGGGUGAUCCCUGGUUCUGGAAGAAACUAUACUAUGCUCUUCCACAUAAGAGUAUCUCCAAAACCAAGACAGAGGUGCCCGCUGAUGAGAAUAACAGGAAUAAUAUGGAUAAUUUACAAAUGAGAACCAUGAUGAUUUGUGAAUAUUAAAGCUACUUGGUAGACGAAAAACUCUUAAUCUGAGUUUGCAUUUAUAUGUA